UCUCACUAUCUCCCUCUCUUAUUCUCUUCUCUCUCCCUCUCUAGAGAUUUGAGGGCAUCGCGCUCCUAGGAAUCGCGCAUUGCUUUGCGCGAUUGAGUCGCAGGUGGUCGAUUGAUCCAAACAAUGAUGGGGCCGAGCCCAACGCUCGUCGUCUUCUUUGUGGGUGUGACACUGGCCGCUCUCGCGGGCGCCGAUGAGCCACCGGUUUACAAGUACGCUUCCCCGCCACCGCCGACAUACUACUACAAAUCGCCGCCUCCACCGGUGUACAAAUACAAGUCCCCGCCCCCGCCCGUCUACUCGCCGCCGCCGCCGGUGUACAAAUACAAGUCCCCGCCACCGCCGGUGUACUCGCCACCUCCGCCCGUCUACAAAUACAAAUCCCCGCCACCACCAGUGCACUCGCCCCCUCCUCCAGUGUACAAGUACAAAUCUCCACCUCCACCGGUUUACAGCCCACCACCGCCAGUUUACAAAUACAAGUCUCCGCCACCCCCAGUUCACAGCCCACCACCACCGGUUUACAAGUACAAAUCUCCACCACCCCCGGUUUACAGCCCACCACCACCAGUUUACAAAUACAAGUCUCCGCCACCCCCGGUUCACAGCCCACCACCACCGGUUUACAAGUACAAAUCUCCACCACCCCCGGUUCACAGCCCGCCUCCACCAGUGUACAAAUACAAGUCUCCGCCACCUCCGGUUUACUCCCCACCACCUCCAGUGUACAAGUACAAAUCCCCACCACCGCCAGUGUAUUCUCCACCUCCUCCGGUGUACAAGUACAAAUCUCCACCACCUCCAUACCACUACUAAGCGUAUUGGAACACAGAAUGUUCAUUCUGGGAAAGAGAGAAAUAUUUGAGCGAGCGCAUGCAGUUGCUGUUUUUCUCUUGCUCGAGCAAUGUUGGACGAUCUUGUUUGAGCGGGAUGGGCACUGGCAAAUGUUGUGUGAAUCAUUAUUUUGAUCAUAUGAAAUAAAUAAAAGGCAAUCUUCUGAGCAUCA
Molecule: messenger RNA, 1006 nt
Organism: Selaginella moellendorffii
Lineage: Eukaryota; Viridiplantae; Streptophyta; Lycopodiopsida; Selaginellales; Selaginellaceae
Product: extensin
Exons: 1
Coding region: 124-816 (230 amino acids)
Biological process (GO): plant-type cell wall organization
Molecular function (GO): structural constituent of cell wall
Source: RefSeq, a predicted model, not a curated record